Molecule: messenger RNA, 309 nt
Organism: Rotaria socialis
Lineage: Eukaryota; Metazoa; Rotifera; Eurotatoria; Philodinida; Philodinidae
Source: the annotation of a GenBank genome assembly
AUGUUCAAAGUUAAUUUGAUUUUAAUAUUUAUUUGUGUCGAAAUAUAUUUCAUUAACUGCUACAUCAUCAAUAAUUCGCAGAGAAAUCCCUGGUCUGAUUUCGAUAUUGAACCAAGCGAUUUAUUCGUGUCUAAACUUUUACAUAUGGAAAAUUUAUUUCAGCAAGACAGUUCUCCUAUGAAUCCAUCAGAUGAAUCUGAUGGUCGCCCAAAUCAUUUUCAAAAACGGGGCCGACAAUGCUUAUGGAAAGUAUGUAGUUGGGCACUUGACAAGCGUUCACUUUCACCGAAUCCUGGUAAUAGUUUCUAA